Messenger RNA from Nannospalax galili (Upper Galilee mountains blind mole rat), 2497 nucleotides. RefSeq names its product coiled-coil domain containing 43 (gene Ccdc43). The record is from RefSeq and is a predicted model, not a curated record. Bases 42 to 716 code for a protein of 224 amino acids. Lineage: Eukaryota; Metazoa; Chordata; Mammalia; Rodentia; Spalacidae. The transcript has 5 exons.
ACUGCGGUAGACGCUCUGGGUCCAUAGGACCCUGAGCCAACAUGGCGGCGCCCAGCGGAGUGACGGCCGCGGCCUCCAGCGAAGGCGAGGGUGAUGGCGGGGGUUUUGGGUCCUGGCUGGACCAGCGGCUGGACGCCCUGGGAGUAGACCGAGCGGUUUACGGCGCCUACAUCCUUGGUGUCCUGCAGGAGGAGGAGGAGGAGGAGAAGCUGGACGCUCUGCAGGGCAUCCUCUCUGCGUUCCUGGAAGAAGAUUCCCUCCUUGAUAUCUGCAAGGAAAUUGUGGAACGAUGGUCAGAAACACAAAAUGUCGUCACCAAAAUGAAGAAGGAAGAUGAAGUUCAGGCCAUUGCCACCCUAAUUGAGAAGCAGGCCCAGAUUGUGGUAAAGCCCAGGAUGGUGUCAGAAGAGGAGAAGCAGAGAAAAGCGGCCCUGCUGGCCCAGUAUGCUGAUGUGACAGACGAAGAGGAUGAAGCAGAUGAGAAAGAUGGUUCCGGUGCCUCCACAGUGAACCUCGGUUCUGACAAAUCCCUGUUCCGAAACACCAACGUGGAAGAUGUUCUCAAUGCUCGGAAACUGGAGCGAGACUCACUUCGGGAUGAGUCCCAAAGGAAGAAGGAACAGGACAAGCUACAGAGGGAGAGGGACAAACUAGCCAAGCAGGAGCGCAAGGAAAAGGAAAAGAAAAGGACACAGAGAGGGGAGCGAAAGCGAUAACCUCAGCCCACUCCAUGCUGUCUGUGGACUGAUAGAGCCUAUGUGUAUUUAAGAGAAAUGAGAGACUGUUGCAUCUCCCAGACCUUCCCAAGCUUUUCCCCCUUUUUUAUUACAGUCAAAAGGAAAAUCACAAUCACUUCUAACAAAUGUGCCAUGGCUUGGUGGUGUGGGCAAUCACUUAUAGUCAGUGUCUGUACCAAAGAUCUGGAAUUGGGGUAACCUUUAUAUUUUAAUACUGAAGUUCUAUGCUCUUUGGCUUUUUUUUUUUUUUAAAGGUCUUCCCUUUUAAAAGGAUUCAGAAAGUUAAUAGUUAAAGCUUUCAUUGGAGAAAUCAUGACCCUUCUAAGAUAAAAAGGAAAUACAAAUAGCCUCAGAGGCAACAUGUGCCCCUAAAUGUACUGGGGUUUUUUGUUUUGCUUUUGAGACAGGGUUUCAUGCUGUAAUCUUGGCUGGCCUUGAACUCAUGGAAAUCUUCCCUCAGCCUCCCAGUGCUGUGAUUACAGGCAUGAACCACCAUCCCUGACUAUAGUGGUAUUUUUACGACUGACAGCUAUAGAGCCCUACCUGGAUCUGGAUUUUAUGUUAUAUGACAGCAAAAUUAGGAAAGUGGGAAGAAAUUAUUUGGGGAUGUGACAGAUCUAAGAAUAUUUUUAACAAAAUGUUUCAAGCUGGGCUGGGGAUGUAGUUCAGUGUUGAGUACUUGCCUCUCAUGUAUAAAGCCUUGGGUUCGAUUCCCAGCACUGAAGGAAAACAAAAAACUUCAACCUAUGGUAGGAGAAAGUAUCUUUUUAAAUAAUGAGCUACCCAUUUUUCCUCACACAGUCUGUGACUUUAAGAAGGAUUAUCAGUAUGAACUAUAAGGAAUCAUUGUUAGGCUAGAUUAAUCUUUUUUUUUUUAGACCAGGCUGGCCUCAAUCUCACAGAGAUCCAUUUGCCUCUGCCUUCAGAGUGCUGGCCUGACUAGAUUAAUUUUUUAUAAUCAUGAAUUACCUUGAGUCUUCUUUGGUUUUAACCCUGAUUUACUGUACAGUCAUGUCCAACAUGACUUUUUUAAAAUUGCAAAUAAAAACCUUCACGUUUUUUAAGUAAGUUUACGAUUUUGUGUUAGGCCAUACUCAUAGCUGUCCUCCACCCAGGUUGGACAGACCUGCAACAUGAGUAUUAAGACUUAAUUCCUCAUUUAAAGAAACUGAAGGAAUUACCCUUUUAGAAGAAAAACACUGGAAAAUUUGUUAACACAGAUACUUAAGAGUACAUAGUAGGUGGUUAACAAAUUUAUGAACCUAGUGAAUGGGAAACUUGCUUGGGAGACUCAGAAGUGAGUGGAAACUCUCCAGUAUGCAUCACAAGCCAUGUGCAGUUGUGAAUAAAGCCUUUCUACUUCAGACAACAGCUAUCAAAAGCCUGCCGGAAGCAGGUUCUCUACAAGACACAUAUUUUAUACCAGGGGUUGGCCCAGUCGUUUUUUGUAUGGGGCAAAUUAGAACUGGUUUUUAUAUUUUUAAAAGGCUAUAAAAGACUGCAUGAUAGACCAUACAUAGCCUAUAAAACCUAAAAUAUUUACUAUCUAGCCCUUUGGAGACAGUUUGCUCACCUGUUUUUAUAUCAUUAGCUAAUUAAUUUUGUGCAGAAAGUUAAAAAGCAUGGUUAUGGAAAAGGAGAUAUGUUACCUCUUUGUUCUACAAUCAUGACCUUGAAAAAUUAACCACUUAAAAAAAAAUAAACUAUUUAAGUCAUCUUCUGUCUUGUUCUUUUCAGAAAUAAAGUAUGUGUGUAACUUA